Molecule: messenger RNA, 779 nt
Organism: Pelagomonas calceolata
Lineage: Eukaryota; Pelagophyceae; Pelagomonadales; Pelagomonadaceae
Source: the annotation of a GenBank genome assembly
CUCCAAAACGCCAAAAUCAUCGUCUAAACUAAUCACAGACAAGCUUCGUAACCGUAAAAAUACACGAAUUGGACCUACGCGACCCCGAGCACCAGCUCGAGUUGUAAAAUCAGCGCUCCAUAGCCCAAUCAGCAGCGCUCCAGCCGACCAUGCUGCGCGCACUCGUCUUAACCAAGCUGGCCAUGCACGCGAACACGCUGACACCGUCGACUAGACGACGACGACUACAAACGAGACGCCCGCUCGUCACCGAGGCCGUCGACCUCGAUGCCUGCCUCUCGAGCGACGACGCGCUCGAGCCGCUCUAUGCGUCGACGCCAGAACACGGCUACGCGCGGUGCCCCGACUGCACGGCACCGGUGGACGUUGUGAGUGUCGACGCGCUGCUGUCGGCCCGCGCGUUCCACCGCGAGUGCCGGAACUACGCCGAGGCCGACUUGCUAUUGGAGCAGCUGCGCGCGGUCUGUGGCGUUGUCGUUGAUGAUGAAAAAAUGAGUUGGCGCUACUCUGACCACGCGGAAAAGCCGGCAGAGGCCGCGGAGGCCUCCCUGCCGGCGUUCGACGGCGACUCGGCGGCGCUCGACGCGGCUCUCGUAAACGCGGUCGAGGCGAUCCUGCGGCGGCGCGCCGCGGCGCAGCUGGCCAAGGACUACGUCGUCGCUGACGCGCUGCGCGACGAGCUGCGCGCGGAGUACAACGUCGCGGUGCACGACCGCGACGGUCGCUGGCGACUUCUUGAGCCGACGAAGCGAAGGCUCGUGUAAUUCUUCUUGGUGAAA